Oryza brachyantha (malo sina) is the source of this 1297-nucleotide messenger RNA. RefSeq names its product 4-coumarate--CoA ligase-like 3. The record is from RefSeq and is a predicted model, not a curated record. Bases 275 to 1297 code for a protein of 340 amino acids. Lineage: Eukaryota; Viridiplantae; Streptophyta; Magnoliopsida; Poales; Poaceae. The transcript has a single exon. Gene Ontology annotation, molecular function: CoA-ligase activity.
ACGGAACAAUGCUGGGUCCACGAGCUGAGCAAUCCGAACUGAGGGGUAUAAAAUCGAGUAUAUUUCGUCCUCGUCCUCAUCGUGCAGAGCACCUUUGCUGCAUCGGCGCAGCCGUCCAUGGCUCCGGCGUCCGGCCCUCACGCCACCGGACAAACCAAACCUGCGGACUCCACGAAGCUAGCGCGCCAAAACGGACGGCACCUUUAAAAAUCACCGCACCCUAGCUUCCACCUCGCCUCACCUCCAUCUUUCCGAGACGGGCACCUGCACCGCCAUGGAGGAAAUCUUGGAAUCGGCGUAUCACCCCGAGUGCGCUGCCGGCGACGGCGACGCGGCGGCAUUCGUGCUCUCCCGCAUGCCACACCCCGACACGGCGGCCUCCACCGCUGCCGCCUUCGUCGUCGACGCCGGCGCCGGCGCCGGCCGUGCGGCGACGCUCUCGUUCGUCGCCCUCCGCCGUGCCGCGCUCUCCCUCGCCUCCGGGCUCCGCCUCGGGCUCGGGCUCCGCCGUGGCGACGCCGUCCUGGUGCUCUCGCCUAACUCGUUGCUUCUCCCGCCCAUAGUUCUUGGCGUUCUUGCGGCCGGUGGCGUCGUGGUCACCGCCGACCCGGGCUCCACGGCGGAGGAGAUGGCCUUCGUGGCUCGUAGCUCCGGUGCUGUGAUGGUGGUCGCCGCGCCGGAGGUGGCUGACAAGGUGGCCGGAGCCGGCGUGCCGGUGCUGCUCACGUCACGAUCGAUGGAUCCCCAUGCGCUCUCCGCGGAGGAGCUGAUGGACGACGGGGACCCGACGGCGUUGGCUUGCCCUGAGUCGGCGACGGCGGUGCGGCCGCGCCCAUCGGAUGUAGCCUUCGUCUUUUACUCCUCGGCGACCACCAAGACGGCGGUGGCCAUGACGCACGCUGACCUCAUCGCCGCCGUGGCAAGCGCAAGCUCGCCGGACGAUGGCCGGGUCUGCCUGGCGUCUCUCCCCAUCUGCAGCGCCCACGGCGUGCCUCUGCUCGCCCUCGCGCUCCCCGCCGCCGGAGUGACCACGGUGCUGCUCGCCUCGCCGCCUUCCGAUCCAGCGGCGGCCAGGGAGGCGGCAGCCGCGCACGGCGUCACCGACGUCGUGGCGACGCCUGACGUGGCAGCAGCGCUCGCAGCUCCCGCGGCGCUACAAGCUCUGAGGAGGGUAAUGGUGGCGCCUGCUUUCGCGACGACGGAGGCGCGGCAGGCGUUCCGCCGGAGGCUGCCGUGGAUCGAGCUGACGGAGAUGGCCGGCUCGCCGGAGAAGAGGACGGAGGCAGCCUCGGAGUAA